Molecule: messenger RNA, 1931 nt
Organism: Galeopterus variegatus (Sunda flying lemur)
Lineage: Eukaryota; Metazoa; Chordata; Mammalia; Dermoptera; Cynocephalidae
Gene: PAQR6
Product: progestin and adipoQ receptor family member VI
Exons: 8
Coding region: 191-1225 (344 amino acids)
Cellular component (GO): membrane
Molecular function (GO): signaling receptor activity
Source: RefSeq, a predicted model, not a curated record
UGUUCCCUGGCUCCCCUUUGUCUCAUAACUCCCCGCCCUGGUCUGGCCUGCCUUCCCAGCCGCUCUCCCUCCAUCAGCCUGGCUGGCUGGCAGGAGCCUGGGACUCCACCCGUGGAGCCCUGGUCCUGCCGACCCACCAGCUUAGGAGCACCUGCCAAGCUCUGGGUCAACGUGGAGGUGCUGGGCCACCAUGCUCAGUCUCAAGUUGCCCCAACUGCUUCGAGUCCACCAGGUCCCCCGGGUGUUCUGGGAAGACGGCAUCAUGUCUGGCUACCGUCGCCCCACCAGCUCGGCCUUGGACUGUGUCCUCAGCUCCUUCCAGAUGACCAACGAGACGGUCAACAUCUGGACUCACUUCCUGCCCACCUGGUAUUUCGUGUGGCGCCUCCUAGCGCUAGCAGAGGGCCCGGGCUUCCGCGCGGAGCCGUACCACUGGCCGCUGCUUGUCUUCCUGCUGCCCGCCUGCCUCUACCCUUUCGCGUCGUGCUGUGCGCACACCUUCAGCUCCAUGUCGCCCCGUGCGCGUCACAUCUGCUACUUCCUGGACUAUGGCGCCCUGAGCCUCUACAGCCUGGGCUGCGCCUUCCCCUAUGCCGCCUACUCCAUGCCGGCCUCCUGGCUGCAGGGCCGCCUACACCAGCUCUUUGUGCCCGCCGCCGCAUUCAAUUCCUUCCUGUGCACCGGCCUCUCCUGUUACUCACGGUUCCCCGAGCUAGAAAGCCCUGGGUUCAGUAAGAUCCUGCGCACAACAGCCUUCGCUUAUCCUUUCCUGUUUGACAACCUACCGCUCUUCUACCGGCUUGGACUGUGCUGGGGUAGGGGCCACAACUGUGGGCAGGAGGCACUGAGCACCAGCCAUGGCUACCACCUUUUCUGUGCACUGCUCACUGGCUUCCUGUUCGCUUCCCACCUUCCUGAGCGGCUGGCACCAGGACGCUUUGACUACAUCGGCCACAGCCACCAACUAUUCCACAUCUGUGCAGUGUUGGGCACCCACUUCCAGCUGGAGGCAGUGCUGGCUGACAUGGGAUCGCGCCGAGCCUGGCUGGCCACACAGGAACCACCCCUGGGCCUGGCAGGCACGGUGGCCACACUGGGCCUGGCAGUGGCUGGGAACCUGCUCAUCAUUGCCACCUUCACUGCCUCCCUGCUUCGGGCCCCUGGUACAUGCCCCCUGCUGCAGGGUGACCCACCGGAAGGGAGUACCCAGGCCAAACAACAAUGAAGCCCCGUCCCUGACCCUACCCUGGAGUGAGGCAGAGGCCAGGCCCUAGGGCUGGAGAGGAGCCCAGACCUGGGUCUGAUAAGGUGGGGGCACAUCUGAGCCUGGAACCAUGAGUGACUGAGAAGAGAGGGUAGAGAAGAGAGUGCAGAGGAAGGGUGGUUGGGGGGACUGGCAGAGAGUGAGAAGGACCGUGAGGGGGCUCUUAAUGGGAGUGGGGUAAGUGCUGAGGGUCUGAGAGGACAGAUAUGUGUGUGUCCAGGCUGCAGCUGCCCACAUGCCCUGUCAAAGUCUGGGGUGGGGAGGUGUCGGAACCCUUUCAUCUGGCCCCAUUUCUGGUGCUCCUGAAAGUCUCUGCUCAGCCCAGGGAAGAACUAACACAACUAACCUAGGCCUACCCUGAAUGCCUGUUAACCAGGCCAGGAGGCCACACACUUGCCCCCAUAUCUGCAAACCAGGCAGCACUGUUUGCCAGCAGCUAUUUGCCUGUAGAGAUGAAUCUGUCUGUCCUGGUCACAUCUGUGUAUGCAAGGUGUCCAGGCCUUUGGGGGCUGGGUCUAUCUGGGUGUGUCAUGGAUGGUACAGUGGAUGAGAUGGGGUAGAGGGGAUGUUGGGCUAGAGGAGGAAACCCUAGUUAGACUUUAGAAAGCCAGCUUCAAUGCUUUUUAGAACAAGGCAGGCACAAAUAAACACUAGACUUUGGGAAGCA